Theileria annulata is the source of this 432-nucleotide messenger RNA. RefSeq lists its product as uncharacterized. The coding region runs from base 1 to 432 and encodes 143 amino acids. The record is from RefSeq and is a predicted model, not a curated record. The transcript is spliced from 7 exons. NCBI's taxonomy places the organism in Eukaryota, Apicomplexa, Aconoidasida, Piroplasmida, Theileriidae.
AUGAAAAGAAGGAGUUUUACCAAUGAAUUCAGUUUCAGAGGAGUUACACUAACUUGGUCGGUUUCAGUUCUUCUCUCACUAUCUCAUCUCAUAACAAGCUUUAAACUAACAAACCUCCCAUGUGAAAGAUAUCUUGUAGUAUUUAAUGCAACAUGUGCAGCAACACUCUUGUUAUUUGGGUCCCUGGUUAGUGUAGCCGUUUCACUGAGGAUUCCAGCAACCAGCCAAAUUUUACAAAAAGUUGGGUUUGAACACAUAAAACAAAAUCACAUCGUGGACCUCUUGUGCGUCUUUGGAGUCAUCUCAUUCGCAUCAUUAGCGUCAUUUAAGCCUCUGGAAGGAUUUUUUAAGGCUAUUUCAGCCAGUAGAUGCAAAGAUUUAAAGUCAUUUUACUAUUACUCAACAGUGGCUUUGAACUGUCUUGACCUGUAA